GUGUGUACACAUAGGUUGCCAGGAAUCCUGACAUUGUACUCGUUUGUCCUGCCAAAUAUCUAAGCUUUAGCACGGUUUACAUAAAUUUUCCAGACAUUAGUGAGUUAUUCUUCGGGUGCUCAAUCCAAAGAAUUUAUGCACGGUCGUCAAUAAAGGCACACAAACAUGAUAGCGGCAAUAAACCGAUUUUUGGACUGGCUGAAAAGCCUGUUUUGGAAGGAAGAGAUGGAACUGACGUUAGUUGGGCUGCAAUACUCAGGCAAGACAACGUUCGUUAAUGUGAUAUCGUCCGGUCAAUUCAACGAAGAUAUGAUCCCAACUGUAGGAUUCAACAUGAGAAAGCUUACCAAGGGAAAUGUCACAAUCAAGCUUUGGGACAUUGGAGGUCAACCAAGGUUCAGGAGCAUGUGGGAAAGAUAUUGCAGAGGAGUAAAUUGUAUUGUAUACAUGGUAGACGCCGCUGACCAUGACAAACUAGAAGCAUCCACAAAUGAGUUACACAACCUCCUCGACAAACCACAAUUACAAGGAAUCCCAGUAUUAGUGCUCGGUAACAAGAGAGACUUGCCCAAUGCUCUUGAUGAGAAGCAACUGAUAGAGAAGAUGAACCUUUCAGCCAUCCAAGAUAGGGAGAUCUGUUGCUAUUCCAUCUCAUGUAAAGAGAAAGAAAACAUAGAUAUCACACUGCAAUGGUUGAUACAACAUUCCAAGUCAGGGGGAAGCCACUAGCAUCAUAGUCUGGGUCACGUGUAAAGGUCAAGGGUUAAGGGUCAACCAGGACUUCAACUAGUUAAAAGUGAUUUUAAAUCGCGUUGGAACUUGCUUCACAUACUUUUAACCUGGCCAUUCGAUGCACAGUCACAAGAUCCAGAAUUUGAUUAUCUGUUCUUUUUAUGACAGAGUACUGUGAAAGUUGUAUUAUUUCUUGACUUUUGUUUUUUUGUUUUUACAUGUAUUUGCAAUACUUUUUCUCAUUUAUUUGUGUUGAAUGUGAGAAUAGAAGUUAGACUAAAAAGUUUUAACUCUCUGGAGAAUGUACCGAACUUAGAAUCUCACUAAUGAGCUUAAAUUUAUUGUAAAAGGUGUUCAAUGGACCAUUUUGUUUUGUGUUUACAAACAUUGAUCACUUGUUUAUAAGGGCAGCCUUGACUAACCCAACAUUUUCCAACUGGUGUGGCACAAAUUUGCCACUAACAAUACGCUGAAACCUGUCGCUAUGAAGAAUGAUAUUAAGCUCAUCUGAUUUGGCUAAAUUAAUAGAAUGUGUUAAAAAUGAAUUAUUUAAAUUUGCAGUGGUGAGCGUUGCCAAUCCUUUUGCCAAUACUAGUUGGCAAAACUGUGGGAUCACUAAAUAGAGGUUCAUUUGAAAACAUGGUAAUUUUUUUAUUCAGUCUUACUACCUUUGUCCCCCCUUUUUUUGUUUUACUUAAAUGAACUAUCUUGUCUUUUCCCUGGAUGAUUUAUUUGCAUAUAAUUCUAACCCUUGAUCCUGGAAAUAUUGUCUGACAUCAAGAGUACAUUCAAUGAAUGUUUCUGCCAGGCAAUCGCGAUGGUCUAGUUGGUUAGACAUCUGUUCUAUUGGCAAAGGUUUUGGGUUUGAAUCCUACCUGAGUAAUGAGCUUGUGUUUGUUUUACUCACAGAACUCGGGGAAAGUAUUGAAUAUACAUUACUUACACACAUCGGUGUAAGGGUAAUACCAAAUAAAAUUCUUUGUCCCUGAUAAAAAUUUAACUAUUGAAUAUUUCUUUAACAGGAAUUUUUGUGUACCCUUAACACAUUUUUUACAGUCUGACAGUUUCGCCAAAGAAGGUGAUCGUUUUGACAAUAUAGCUUUAUGUUUAAUUAUUUAAACGAUUAAAUCGAAUUAACUCUCCUAAGUUUUACUUACAUUAAUAUAAAUUUAUUACCAAAAUAAAAGUGGUUAUUUGAGUACAAAAUCUUUGUCUCUUAAAGAACUAUGGUAGAGUGUAUGUUAAAACACAAACAGAAACCCAAUAUAAUCAAACUCGGCAACACAUUUUACAAGAAGCUCACUUUAUAAAAACUUUAUUUGAUAGAAAUAAGAUUCUGGUGUAUGUCUGUAUUAUAUGUGUUGUCAGUCUUGAAUAUAGAAAUAUUAAUAAAAUAUGAAUGAAGGAAUUCUA
Molecule: messenger RNA, 2145 nt
Organism: Asterias rubens (European starfish)
Lineage: Eukaryota; Metazoa; Echinodermata; Asteroidea; Forcipulatida; Asteriidae
Product: ADP-ribosylation factor-like protein 8B-A
Exons: 7
Coding region: 166-729 (187 amino acids)
Biological process (GO): protein transport; anterograde axonal transport
Cellular component (GO): lysosomal membrane
Molecular function (GO): GTPase activity; GTP binding
Source: RefSeq, a predicted model, not a curated record